This is a messenger RNA of Ochotona curzoniae (black-lipped pika), 8407 nucleotides long. It is a transcript of the gene AFF2, whose product is annotated as AF4/FMR2 family member 2. The record is from RefSeq and is a predicted model, not a curated record. The transcript is spliced from 21 exons. Lineage: Eukaryota; Metazoa; Chordata; Mammalia; Lagomorpha; Ochotonidae. Bases 236 to 4138 code for a protein of 1300 amino acids. Gene Ontology annotation, molecular function: G-quadruplex RNA binding. Gene Ontology annotation, biological process: regulation of RNA splicing. Gene Ontology annotation, cellular component: nucleus; nuclear speck.
CUGCAGCGUCGGCGCGCCGGACGCGCGGCCACCGCCGGGCGAGCAGCGCUGAGCGUGCGGCCGGGGGCUUGCCCGCCCGGUGCCAGCGCCGCUCCGGAGCGCAGCAGCGGGCACUUGCAGCGUCUGCUGUCGCCGCCUAUGCGGCGUGGGCACUUUUAGCCAGGCGGGAGCGCCGGAGCGCCGGAGCAGCGAGCAGGGACGGACGCCCUCACACCGCCGUCGCCGCCCGGCAGCUAUGGAUCUAUUCGACUUUUUCAGGGACUGGGACUUGGAGCAGCAGUGUCACUACGAACAAGACCGUAGUGCUCUUAAAAAGAAGGAAUGGGAGCGGAGGACUCAGGAAGUCCAGCAAGAAGAUGAUCUCUUUUCUUCAGGCUUUGAUCUUUUUGGGGAGCCCUACAAGACAAACAAAGGUGAUGCCCUCGCCAACCGAGUCCAGAACACGCUUGGAAACUACGAUGAGAUGAAGGAUUUGCUAACUAACCAUUCUAAUCAGAAUCAUCUAGUGGGAAUCCCAAAGAACUCUGUGCCCCAGACUUCCAUCAACAAAAAUGAACCAAGCUUUUUCCCAGAGCAAAAGAGCCGAAUGAUGCCAUCUCAGCAGGAUAAUACCCACUCCUCAGCAUCAGUGCCUCCACCUUCUGUUGUGAUACUGAAUUCAACUCUAAUACAGAGCAACAGAAAGUCAAAACCGGAGUGGCCACGAGAUAAUAAUAAUCCUAGCACCAUAUCAGCAAGCCAAGCAAGUAAUCAACUCAACAAGAUGCAGACUUUGUCACAGGACCAGCCUCAAGCCAGACUUGAAGAUUUCUUUGUCUACCCAGCUGAAGCACCCCAAGUUGGAGCCAUUGAGGAGUCAAACGCACCUGCAAAGGAAGACAUUAAUCCUGUGUUCAGUGGAGAAGAUGCUUUCAAAGAAAUCUUUCAGUCCGACUCAGUAGAAGAAUCUGAAUUUACAGUGCAAGCACCUGGGUCUCCCUUAGUUGCCUCCUCUUUGUUAGCUCCCAGCAGUGGCCUUUCAGUUCAAAGUUUCCCGCCAGGGCUUUACUGCAAAACAAGCAUGGGGCAGCAAAAGCCAACUGCCUAUGUAAGACCCAUGGAUGGCCAAGAACAGGCAGCAGACAUCUCACCAACACUGAAACCUUCCAUUGAAUUUGAGAACAACUUUGGGAAUCUGUCAUUUGGAUCACUCUUGGACGGAAAACCCAGUGCAGCCAGUUCAAAGACUAAACUGUCAAAGUUCACAAUGCUCCAAACAAAUGAAGUAAACAUUCCCAGUGAUCCAAGCUGUGUUGAGGAAAUAUUACGGGAGAUGACCCAUUCCUGGCCCACUCCUCUCACUGCCAUGCACACUCCUGGAAACGCUGAGCAACAGGCAUUUUCCAUCCCAGGACAGGAAUCUCAACAUUUGACCCCGGGAUUCAACUUACAAAAGUGGAGUGAUCCAACCAGCAGAGCAUCUACAAAGAUGCUUGAGGAUGACCUGAAGCUGAGCAGUGAUGAAGAUGAGCUUGAGCCUGUGAAGACCUUGACCACUCAGUGUACUGCUACUGAGCUGUAUCAGGCUGUUGAAAAGGCAAAACCUAAGAGUAACCCCGUGAACCCCGCCUUGGCCACCCAGCCUCCAGUGGUAGCACAAGCCGGUGGAGGGUCUGGCAGCUCCAGUGAGUCAGAGAGCAGCUCUGAGUCAGACUCAGACAGCGAAAGCAGCACCACGGACAGCGAAUCCAAUGACCCACCUCGUGUGGCUACUCCGGAGCCUGAACCACCUUCAACCAACAAGUGGCAGCUGGAUAAAUGGCUCAAUAAAGUGACAUCACAAAACAAGUCAUUUAUUUGUGGCCAAAAUGAGACACCCAUGGAGACCAUUUCCUUGACGCCUCCUGUCAUCCAGCCAAUGGAAGUUCAGCUCAAAGUGAAGCCAAACUCCAAUCAGAUUCUGGCUGAACCUAAGGAACGCCCUCUCCUCAGCCUCAUCAGGGAGAAAGCCCGGCCACGGCCGACCCAGAGAACUCCAGAAGCAAAGGCUUUGAAGCAUAAGCUAUCGGCACCUAUAGAGGCAGCUUCUCAAAGGACUAUGGGGAAAAAGCAGCCCAGGAAAGUGGAGAAGAACACCAGCAUUGAGGAGUUUAACUGGCCCAAACCGAACAUUUCCAGCAGCACUCCCAAAGACAAAGAAAGUAUAGAGCUUCCGGAUCCACCCAGAGGCCGGAACAAAGCUGCAACCCACAAACCAGUGCCUAGGAAAGAAGCAAGGCCUAAUAUCCCUUUAGCUGCUGAGAAGAAGAAGUACAGAGGGCCUGGCAAGAUUGUGCCAAAGUCUCGGGAAUUCAUUGAAACAGAUUCAUCUACUUCUGACUCCAACACCGAUCAGGAAGAGACCCUGCAGAUCAAAGUGCUGCCUCCUUGUGUUGUACCUGGAGCUAACACUGCCAAACCCAAGGAAGCCUGUGGUGCCAGUCUAACCCUGAGCACCUUAACCAGCUGCAGCAGCAGCAGCAGCAACUUAUCCAUCAAUAAUGAAGAGCCAACAUUUUCACCGGUUCCUGUCACACAAACUGAGCUGCUGUCCCCGCUACGAGAUCAGGAGAAUCUGAAAAACCUCUGGGUGAAGAUUGAUUUGGACUUGCUCUCUAGGGUACCUGGCCACAACUCACUCCAAAUAGCAGUGGCCAAGGCAGAACACAAGGAGAUUGCCUCAAAAUCCAAGCGUCAUACUUCUACCAUAGCUGUGGAAAAACUGGGCCCUAAGGGCAAGCGUAAGCAUAAGCCAACAGAAGUUUCAGAGAAAGUCCCUGAGAAGAAGCAACGCAUGGAGGAGGCCACGACUAUCUGCUUGCUCCCCCCUUGCAUCUCACCAGCCCCGUCCCAUAAGCCUCCCAACAUCAGAGAACAUAAUUCAUCCAGGAGAGCAAAUAGAAGAAAGGAAGAAAAACUGUUCCCUCCUCCACUGUCCCCACUGCCAGAGGACCCUCCACGUCGCAGAAAUGUCAGCGGUAAUAAUGGCCUUUUCAAUCAAGACAAAAACAUCUCCAUGACUGGACAGAUCAUCUCUACUAAAACUAAGAGAAGUGAAAACAAAUUCUGUGCUACCUUCAAAGGAAUAUCUGUAAAUGAGGGAGACACUCCAAAAAAGAUACCCUCUGCCACCAUCAUUGUCAGCAACACUGCUAUUGCUACUGCCACUGUCACUGCUACUUCCAUUGUCACUGCCACUGUCACAGCUACCACCACUGCCACGGCCACCACAACAACCACUACCACUACCAUUUCCACCAUCACCUCUACCAUAACUACUGGCCUCAUGGAUAGCAGCCACCUGGAGAUGACGUCCUGGGCAGCACUGCCCCUUCUGUCCAGCAGCAGCACUAAUGUCCGGAGACCCAAGCUCACUUUUGAUGACUCGGUUCACAACGCUGAUUACUACAUGCAAGAGGCGAAGAAGCUGAAGCACAAGGCUGAUGCACUGUUUGAGAAAUUCGGCAAAGCUGUGAAUUAUGCUGACGCUGCCCUCUCCUUCACCGAAUGUGGCAAUGCCAUGGAACGUGAUCCUCUGGAGGCCAAGUCCCCAUACACCAUGUACUCUGAGACUGUGGAGCUCCUCAGGUAUGCAAUGAGGCUGAAGAACUUUGCAAGCCCUUUGGCUUCAGAUGGAGAUAAAAAACUGGCAGUGUUAUGCUAUCGAUGCUUAUCACUUCUCUACUUGAGGAUGUUUAAGCUGAAGAAGGACCAUGCUAUGAAGUACUCUAGAUCCCUGAUGGAAUACUUUAAGCAAAAUGCUUCAAAAGUCGCUCAGAUACCAUCUCCGUGGGUAGGCAAUGGAAAGAACACUCCUUCCCCAGUGUCUCUCAACAAUGUCUCUCCCAUCAACACCAUGGGGAGCUGUAACAACGGCCCUGUCACCAUCCCCCAACGCAUUCACCACAUGGCUGCCAGCCACGUCAACAUCACUAGCAAUGUUUUACGGGGCUACGAACACUGGGACAUGGCUGACAAACUGACAAGAGAGAACAAAGAAUUCUUUGGUGACCUGGACACGUUGAUGGGGCCUCUGACCCAGCACAGCAGCAUGACCAAUCUUGUCCGCUACGUUCGCCAAGGACUAUGUUGGCUGCGCAUCGAUGCCCAUUUGUUGUAGUUGAUGCCCUCCCAUCUCUGACAUCACCACCCAUUACUCUACCUCUGCCAGCACACUGAUGGUCACUGGUGGAAGUCCACUCAUUUGGGAAAGUUAUCUUUGAUUCUCUUUGUUCUUAUGCUUCUUUGGAUAUCUGUGAAAAACUGAAAUCAUUGUAAGUGGACACUACAACUUAAGAGCAGUAUAUGUUUUAUUGGUCAUUUUUCAGCAUUUCAUAUGCAUUUCUCAUAUGCCACCAUUUAUUUUGUACUUUGUAGAAUGCCCACAUUGUUGUAAGUCCACACUACCCGAAACAAAUAAUGGAAAGUAUUUGUGUUGAUGAAAGAUUCCUGAGAAAUCAAAUAAGCAGUUUUACACAUGCAUGAGAGCUUACACACGGGGACCUGAAAAGAUUUUCAGCAAACUAUGCGCUUAGGUCCAGAAAAGAGCAUAUUUCAGAAUCCACUGAUAAACUCUGGUGAUUCCACAGACUAAAUCUUCAUAUCAGAAUCUUCAUUGUCAAACUAAGCAGUUAGAUGUACCAAUACCACAAAAUCAAGAGUCUUGACAAAAUAAAUGAGUGUAGCAAUGCCACUUGUAAAGUAGUGUCAUGCCAUGUCUGAGCAGAGGACAUUUUUGUUAACAUCCUUUCCAGAACCCCGAUUUUUUUUUAAAUAGUGAUGAAACGAAAGGGCAGCGUUCCUUUUGACAGCUUUAACAUGUCAGCUGGCAUAAAUAUUUUUUUAACUCCAUGAUCUGAAUGAAGCAUAAAUAAUCACUUGGGUUCUCUUUGUACAAAGUUAUCUUCUUGAAGAGAAGUUUGCUAUCCAAAACGCUACACUCCACUGUUAGAAUCAGGAGAUAAGAUAGUUCGCAAAAAUGUUUGACAAGAAAUUCACACCUCUUCCUCUUUUGGCAGACAGGCCCACAGCUAGAAGGUUUGUUAACAUAUAUUUUUCUCAAAUCUUUUGAAACAAAAGUCAAGUUAUGCUUCCUAGAAUUAAUAAUACACAGUUUGCUUCCUAAUGGCUUUGAAAUCUGGACUUCUACAAUCAUUAGCUGCAUUUUCCAUUCCUCAGGAUUUCCUUAAGUCUGUUUUCUUUUUUUCUUUUAUUUUUCUUUCUUCUCAUUUUAUUUUUUUGUCACAUUAGCUUUUGACAAACAUACAAUCACUGAUUUUAUUCCAGGUGGUAUCAACAUGAAUGAUUUACACAAAAAUUCCAAAGAAAACUGCAAACCCUCUAGUAGCUAGCUUUUUAUAGAGAAAGAUGGGUCUUGGGUAAUACAUCACGUUGGGACUCUCUGAAUGAUCCCUAAGGAAUGGAAAGAGUUCAUCUAAUUUGGCGACACCCCCUCUUCUUUGUGACGCCCUGCAUUCAUUUUUUUACCCCUACGCAUCACAAUGUAAAUAUCUUUGGUGUUGCAGCUCACCAGAUGAAUCUCCAUUGAAGUAUACACUACUCACUCAUUAAUUACUUGUAAUUACCUGCUGGUAUAUAAUUUCAUGAAACCUUUAAUCUGCUGAGCAAUUGAACUUUGUUCACUAAGUUAGGACCAGAUAAAUAAUAGAUACACACAUCAAAGAUGCAAGCUUGCGUAUAUUUUUAAAGGCCACGCAGGUCUGUGACAGAAACAGUAGGUGAUCAUUCCGCACUCUCAUUGUUAAAGUUAGGUAUAUCUCAAGUUGAAAAAAAAGCCAGACUUAAAUUCCAUUCUGGUGACCUUUGAGUUUAAAGCUUUUUGUUGUGUAAUAAAGUGGAAGUUAUACUCCAAUGGCGAAAAAGCCGUGUUUUUAGUAAGACUGAUGGGAACAUCCAAGCAGCUGGACACAGCAGUUUUUAUGCUCCCACUGUGGUUGAGCUUUACAUUUAAGACUUCAGCUACAACACUCACAUAUAUAUGUGCAGGCACACACAGAAAUGAAACCUGUAAUAAUAUUUCUGACCCUCAUCAAUGAGGAAAAUGAUAACAUAAAAAACACUGAACACUCAAGAUUGAUAUCACAUAUAAAAAUUAAAAAUUGACCUGAUGACUCGCAAUGACUCAAGUCCUGUUUUCCAUGGCUUACCAGGUAGUGUUCCUGGCUACUACUAUGUAAUGAAGCCUGCUGGCUUGAUUUUUAAGUACAGUGUGCACUAUGAUCCUAGACCAUCAUGAAUUUAGGAGUAGGUUCUUCUUGGAAUUCAAUCUCCAGAAACUAGAUUUUAGAAUGUUAGGGGCAAUUCCCCAGGUACACAAACGUAUUGCUUCAGGUAUGAAAACCUUACAGUUCUACUUUCAAUGACCUGCUUAUUGUAAAAUGAGAUUAUCUACAAACAUACAAGGGGCAAAGAAGACUCUCUGUCACCUGUGGUAGCAGUGUGUAAAAUGUGUGCCAAAGCAGCAGCACGGUUAUCAGUCUGACAAUUGACUUGUGGUGAACCUCCUGAAUAUUUAGUAGAUACACUUUUUAAAACAGCUCAGAAACCAAUUAAACAUGCAGGCCGCACUAGCUUCCUAUCACUAAGAGAUAUAAUGUCUUUUGGUGCCAUAAUUAAGGACAGUUGCUGCUUUCUAAGCACAGCCUUAUCACACUGUGAUGGGGAGUGUGUUGUUUAUGUGCAGCUAUUUGAAGCAUCAAGGGAUUGAGAUAUUUUGUCAAGUGAAUCUCUUCAACAUACCCAUUUGUGGGAUGGUUACAAGAUAUCUGGAUGGCAGCGAGCAAGUCUGCCUCUAGAUAUUGACAAAGAGUUGGUGAGACACAUCUAAAUAAUCCCAUGGGAGUAGAGUAACAGGCAGUGUAAGGAGAAGCUCCAUCUGAGCAGACACUUGGACCACCCUCAGCUCUGCAGGGUGAUCCAAAUAAGGCCACCACUAUGCCUUCAUUUGUCACUCAAGCUCCAACCACAGAGUUUGACAAGCUUAUGUUAGAACUUUGGCUUGGCUUCGUAUGUUUAAUUAGCUUUGGACUUCUUAGUGGUUUCGUCAUAUUACUGUCUGAGUUUGGUAGGUAGGAUUAAUUUGAAAAGAGUUUACUAGUGUGGUCCUUGGGGUAGAAUUUAGCUGUAAGCAUGUUGUUAGCCAGCCUGUAGACUGUUAAUUACUUCAUUAUCUCAUUGGGAAAAUACUAAUAGUUUUAUAUUUGGAUGACAUAAUUGCAAAAGAAGAUUAGCUGUUGCUACUUUGAAAAAACUUGAGACUGGGAUGCUCUUUUCUUAUAUAUUGAAAUAAAAUGAUCCAGAUCUUUAGUCAAUGACCAAGUUGCCAAAUUGGAUACCAUUGGCUAAAAUGUGUUUUGUUGAGUUUCCGAAUGGAUUGGUAUUUAUUCAUUUGGAUGUGUCAGCCAAGAAAGACACUGUGUUUGAUCCGCAACAGAAAGAUAUUUUUCUACCCUGUCUUUUCUGAACCUGUCUAAUCUGAAGCUUUGGGGCAUUCAGCUUUGCAUCCCAGACAUUGAAGCUGGACUUUUGAGUUGCAAAACAUUUUAAAGGUGGAAUCAACUGCAGUGUGAGGUUAAUACCCUCAUAAACUUCUUGAUAGACAUGAUGAAAUUCACCUGCAGGCACUGGCAGGUAUGAAAGCCAAAACCAAACUGGGUAACUGGGUAGGAAUACUCAGUAAAUCAGUGAAUUGUUUGCUUACAGAAACUUCGCUGUCCCCAUUGAGAAAAAAUGUGUGGCAAGAUGACACAGCUACACAGCAUCAAACAAAUGGGUUGAUUCGUCACCCCCAAAUUCAAUUCUGCGGGGAAAAAAUGCUGAGCCAGUUGAUAGUGUUCUGUUGUGCAACUGGCAGACUAAAUUCUUUGUCGUUGUUGUUAUCGUUGUUAUCGUUGUUGUUGUUUCUCAUUUCUGCUCGCACAGCCUUAUUCUUACAGUUAAACUCUGAUUCAUUUUCUCUUUGAUGUUAGCAAACUCCAACAACAGAAAUGGCAUCCGUGUAUUGAUAAUCAGCAUUUACCCUGAUGGGAGACAAAUCACAUAGGCUGAUUUCAGACAUUUAUCCUACCCUCUGAUAUUUUUGGUGAAAGAAAAAGUAUUCAUUCUCUUUCCAUUCUCCUCCUCACAAACCUAGAAGCCCUCUUAAGAAGAGCAUUACAUUUUUCUCUGCAAUGUAUGUGCUAAAGGAAAAAAAAAAAAGAUUGCAUAGUGGGGAGGGCAGGAGAGAGGGUGGGUGUGGGAGUGAGGGUGGGGAAACCCCUCGAGGCCAGACUGCAGUUCUUGCCCUUUCUGCUUCUGACAUGAGAUGUUACAGAAUCAUUCAUAGUGCUGACAUUGGGUUAAGGGACUCUGAACUGCUCUUCAGAUCCAU